Molecule: messenger RNA, 462 nt
Organism: Heterobasidion irregulare TC 32-1
Lineage: Eukaryota; Fungi; Basidiomycota; Agaricomycetes; Russulales; Bondarzewiaceae
Exons: 3
Coding region: 1-462 (153 amino acids)
Source: RefSeq, a predicted model, not a curated record
AUGGCCGAUGAGCACGAGCUCAGUUUCUUGAUCGACUGGGAGCCGGCGACGAUCUUCGGGCAGUCGCGUCAUGACGGGAGUUGUCACAUUGGGACCAUGCCCUUCAUGGCUUUGGCUCUGCUCAACGAGGAGUACUGGGAGGGCAAGAUGAAGCGUCAAUAUCACCACGACCUCGAAGGUUUCCUACUAUUGAAGCUCGGCUUUUUGAAUGACAUCGAAGACGGACCUGCGUUGCUUAGAAUGAAGGCGACACCUUCACACGAGAUGGGAUGGAUCCUGUUUUGUGAUAUCUUGCCCUCGAUUCAUGAGUCUUGGUCCCCACAGUCCGGAUCGACUGGGGUGGAAGUCUCGGAGGAUGCUUAUGCGAAGGUGUCGAGUAAGGAGACUUACUUGGACUUUUGGAAGCGCGUGAAGACGCUCGCAAACUUACCACGAACGAAGGAACUCAUACCUAAUUUAUGA